AUGAAGAUCUCCGACAAGUUGCACCAGGCACACCAGGUGUCGUCGCGUCCGCCGCCGGCCACUUUUUCGUUUGAAUUCUUUGUCCCCAAGACGUCGCAAGGAGUGCAGAAUCUUUACGACAGAAUGGACAGAAUGUACGACUUGAACCCGAUUUUCAUCGACAUCACCUGGAACGCGGGCGGGCGGUCGUCGUCGUUGACGAACGAGAUGGUGUUGACGGCGCAGUCGACGUUGGGGUUGGAGACGUGCAUGCACCUCACGUGCACCAACAUGAAGAUUGAGUUGAUUGACGAGGCCUUGGAGAAAGCUUUCAAGUCCGGGUGUCAGAACAUCUUGGCGUUGAGAGGCGAUCCGCCCUUGGAUGGCAGUGAGUCCACGGGAGACUUCAAGUAUGCCAAGGACUUGAUCCACUACAUUAGAAAAAAAUACGGCAGCCAUUUCAAUAUUGGAGUUGCUGCUUAUCCCGAGGGCCACCCUGAAGAAGAAGACGAAAUGAGAACGUUGCAGUACUUGAAAGAGAAAUGCGAUGCCGGAGCAAAUUUCAUCAUCACGCAAAUGUUUUACGAUGUCGAUAAUUUCAUCUCGUGGUGUGGGAAAUUGAGAAAAUUGGGAGUGGAAAUUCCCAUCAUCCCUGGUAUCAUGCCCAUCUCGACCUAUGCUGCAUUUAUUAGAAGAGCCAAAUGGUCCGAGAUCAAGAUUCCUCCCCAUUUUUUGUCGGCGCUUGACCCGAUCAAGGAUGACGAUUUCUUGGUUAGGGAAAAGGGCACCGAUUUGGUUAGUGAGAUGUGUCGGAAAUUGAUUGACUCGGGCCACGUUAACCAUUUGCAUUUCUAUACCAUGAACUUGGAAAAGGCCACCGUGAUGAUUUUGGAAAAUUUGAAUCUCAUUGAAGCGAUCAAAUGCCACGAGACUGUUGGGGGAACUGAAUUGCCAUGGAGGAAAUCUUUACACCCAGAACGGUCAAAGGAAUCCAUUCGUCCAAUCUUUUGGCAAAAUAGAAAAUACUCGUACGUUUCCAGAACCGCCACGUGGGAUGAGUUCCCCAAUGGUAGAUGGGGUGACUCGAGAUCACCGGCGUUUGGUGAUAUCGACUUGUGUGCCUCUGAAUUGUUGAGACAGUCCCCCAAAAGAGCAUACGAGUUGUGGGGUACUCCCGGAAGUUUAAAAGAGUUGAGUGACAUUGUCAUUUCGUACUUGAAAGGAGAAUUGAACUCUUUGCCGUGGUCGGAUGGUGCUGUGGGUGAGGAUACAAAAGUCAUUGUCGACGAUUUGAUCGAGUUGAACAAGAGAGGGUUGUUGACCAUGAACUCGCAGCCUGCACUCAACUCGGUGAAAUCGUCAGAGCAAGUGUUUGGAUGGGGGCCCAAGAAUGGAUACGUUUACCAAAAGCAGUAUUUGGAAUUCUUUUGCCACAAGAACAUCAUUGCAAAGUUGCUCCAGGCGAUUGACGAGUUCAAUACCAACCAAGGAGAGUCGUCGUCGGCAAUCAUCUCCUACUACGCCGUGGACGUCCAUGGAAACUUGACCACCAACUGCAACGACGACGAUAUUAACGCCGUCACUUGGGGUGUAUUCCCAGGCGAGGAGAUAUUGCAGCCCACCAUCGUUGAAAAGACCUCUUUCCUUGCCUGGAAAGAUGAAGUCUACAGAUUGUUUUCCGAGUGGAAAAAAGUCUUGGCGUCAAACUUGGUCGAGGCAAAAGACCAGGCCAAGCUCCAGCUGUUUGAAAACAUGAUGACUGAGUUUAGCCUGGACUUUGUCUUGUGCAACUUGGUCAAUAACGAUUUCAUAGACUCAAACUCAACAUUAUUCAAGUUGAUCUACGACUUGAAUCUCGACGUGUUGGCAUAA
Messenger RNA from Lodderomyces beijingensis, 1851 nucleotides. Lineage: Eukaryota; Fungi; Ascomycota; Pichiomycetes; Serinales; Debaryomycetaceae. The record is from the annotation of a GenBank genome assembly.